Rhinolophus ferrumequinum (greater horseshoe bat) is the source of this 1625-nucleotide messenger RNA. It is a transcript of the gene BRICD5, whose product is annotated as BRICHOS domain containing 5. Lineage: Eukaryota; Metazoa; Chordata; Mammalia; Chiroptera; Rhinolophidae. Gene Ontology annotation, biological process: regulation of cell population proliferation. The record is from RefSeq and is a predicted model, not a curated record. Bases 898 to 1578 code for a protein of 226 amino acids. The transcript is spliced from 6 exons.
AUUUCAGGCUCAUUACAGAGAGGGAGGUUCAAAAGAACUGUGGAAAACGGCACCACCAGAGUAGGAAAGGACUGGAGGACACUCCUGUUGUGAAAGCUGAUGAGGACACCCAUAUUGUGAAAUGCCAGUGUCCAGGGGGCCCUGACCUGCAAUCCACAUUUUCAAUUGGCUGGAGAUGCAAGCUAGGAGCCAGGGCUGUAGCACAGACAAAGCCACGCUGGGCAGGGCAGGGGCUGGUGGACAUGAGGCCGACCUAACCAUCCCCGGGUGUGAGGGAGGUUCAAGUAGGCGCCCUGUACUUCAGCAGAGGCUCCCGAAAGCCAUCCUGGUCUCAGGCAUGAGCCCUGUGGGAUGCUGGGCAACCCCAACCCAUCCUGUGUUGGGGUCUGGGAAUCCGCUGGGGUGCAUGGGGAGGCAAUAAGGGAGGUGGAGCAGAGUCCAAUACCAAUCUGUCAUGAAACACACACUGAUGGUUUGCUGUGUGCCAGGCCCUGUGCCCAGCUCUGGGAGUCUGGAGAUAACCUGAGAAGAUAACAACUAGGCCUCUUGAAGAAAAAUCAAAUCUGCCCGGACCAGACUACAAAGUCGUGGCCGGGCCCGGGCUGCCCUCUGUGCCAUUCAGUGGGACUUGACUCCCAUGACUGCCAUGCUCUCACGCCCUCCCAGGCCCAUGUGCUCUCUAGUUUGCAGGUGUCAGGAGAGCCAGGCACGGUGACAAGCAACUACUCCCCCACCCCAGGUGGAGAGAGGGCUGUCCUGGCUCAGGUAGCUGGGCUGGGGAGGAGGCAGUGGGGUCAGGAGGGGAGGGGGCCAGGACGGUUGCUUGGCUCAUCUGAGGCACCCUGGCUGACUCCAAGGGGCGGCAGACAAUCAGUGCAUUGUCACCAGGGCUGCGGCAUGGAGCAGGGGAGCAGCUGUGCAGAGGGCCCGGGGCCUGGGCCUGUCAGGGUGAAACCCAGGCCCUGCCAUGGGGGCUGGAGAGCUGCUGGCCUGCUGCUGCUGCUGUUGGCCCUGGCCGCGGUGGUGGCUGUGGCUGGAGGGCUUCUUGGCUUUGCUCCCAGGCCUUCCAAGCCACUGCUGCAGAUUCUCCAUCUGACCCUCCCGAGCUCCAGGGUGUACCAGUCCAACCAAACCGCCCAGGUGGAUGUGGCCCGGAACGUGGCGACCAUCAGGGUGACCCCAGCUCAGAGCAAUCGCAGCUGGGCAGUGCUGUUCGAUGGGCAGAGCGGCUGUGUCUGCUACCGCCCCGCGGAGCACCAGGCCUGCUUCCUCCGCCUGAUGGAGCCCCGAGAUCGUGAGACCCUGCAGCUUCUGGUGAAUACCUCAAGGGCCCAAGGGUCUCACAGCCCCAGCCAGGACACGUGCUAUGCCCAGGAGUUGCUAGCAGUGCUUGGGAGCCAUGAGGUGGACCCUGCCCAGGUGGGGGCUUCGGUGAGGCACCUUUGCGAGAAGACCCCCAUUUACUGGGCCCGUCGAGCCAAGGGGCCCCAGAGGCAGCGGCUGAUCUACCUGUGCAUCGACAUCUGCUUCCCAAGCAACGUCUGCGUGUCCGUCUGCUUUUAUUACCUCCCAGACUGAGCCCCCAGCCCGCCCAGCCCACAGGCCGGCCAGCCAGCUGGCUCUGU